Molecule: messenger RNA, 2285 nt
Organism: Centropristis striata (black sea bass)
Lineage: Eukaryota; Metazoa; Chordata; Actinopteri; Perciformes; Serranidae
Gene: desma
Product: desmin a
Exons: 10
Coding region: 138-1571 (477 amino acids)
Biological process (GO): skeletal muscle organ development
Cellular component (GO): Z disc; intermediate filament; sarcolemma
Source: RefSeq, a predicted model, not a curated record
GAGUGGGUGUGGUAAAUCUACAAAUAGCCGUGCUCAGUGUCUGGCAUCUCUUCACUCCGUUUCUCUCCCAGUUGCCCAGUGGGACAGUUGUGUCUCAGCACCUCAAAACCCCAAGACAACCAAGCAGUCAACCAGCCAUGAGCAAGUCCUACUCCUCCUCGGCCCAGUCGGCCUCCUCGUACCGCCGCACCUUCGGCUCCGGCGUCGGCUCAACCCCCAUGUCCUCCCUCUUCUCCUCUGGCGCCGGCGGCCGCAGCAGCGCCUCCAGCCACAUGUCCUCCCGAGUCUAUGAGGUCAAGAGCACAGGUAUCCCCUCCUAUUCCGGCUACCGGGUGUCCUCUGGUGCUGGGGGAGCAGGGUACGGCUCCUCCUCAGCCAUGCGCACCUACUCCGGGGAGAAACUGGACUUCAACCUGGCCGACGCCAUGAACCAGGACUUCCUCAACACAAGGACCAACGAGAAGGCCGAGCUGCAGCACCUCAACGACCGCUUCGCCAGCUACAUCGAGAAGGUGCGCUUCCUGGAGCAGCAGAACGCCGCACUGACCGUGGAGAUUGAGAAGCUGAGGGGCCGCGAGGGGCCCGGCCGCGUGGCUGAGAUGUUCGAGGAGGAAAUGAGGGAGCUGAGGAGGCAAAUAGAGGCCAUCUCCAACCAGCGCGCCCGCGUGGAGGUGGAGAGAGACAACAUGGCUGAUGACCUGCAGAAACUGAAGCUCAGACUGCAGGAGGAGAUCCACCAGAAGGAAGAGGCUGAGAACAAUCUUUCUGCCUUCAGAGCCGAUGUUGACAAUGCCACUCUGGCCAGGCUGGACCUGGAGAGACGCAUUGAGAGCCUGCAAGAGGAGAUCGCCUUCCUCAAGAAGAUCCAUGAAGAGGAGAUCCGUGAGCUGCAGAGCCAGAUGCAGGACACUCAGAUCCAGGUCCAGAUGGACAUGUCCAAACCAGACCUGACUGCUGCUCUGAGGGACAUCAGAGUGCAGUACGAGGGCAUCGCCGCCAAGAACAUCGCAGAGGCUGAGGACUGGUACAAGUCUAAGGUGUCUGAUCUGAACCAGGCUGUGAACAAGAACAAUGAUGCUCUGCGUAGCGCCAAGCAGGAGUCCAUGGAGUACCGCCACCAGAUCCAGUCCUACACCUGCGAGAUCGAUUCACUCAAGGGCACCAACGAGUCUCUGCUGCGCCAGAUGAGAGACAUGGAGGACCGCAUGACCCGCGAAGCUUCUGGGUUCCAGGAUACUAUCUCACGGCUGGAGGAAGACAUCGCUAAGAUGAAGGAUGAUAUGGCUCGUCACCUGAGAGAGUACCAGGACCUCCUCAAUGUGAAGAUGGCCCUUGAUAUUGAAAUCGCCACCUACCGCAAGCUGCUGGAGGGAGAGGAGAGCAGAAUCACUACCACUGGGCCUGUGCAGACUGCUUAUUCCUCUAUUGGAUUCAGAGAGACCAGUCCUGAGUCCCAGCAUCAGCGCGCCUCAGAGGUUCACUCCAAGAAGACUGUUCUCAUCAAGACCAUCGAGACCCGCGAUGGAGAGGUUGUCAGCGAGUCCACACAGCACCAGCAAGACAUCAUGUAAACCGGAGGAGGCAACGCUAGAAACAUAACAGAAAUUCAUAAAAAAAUAAUAUAAAAAUGGACAUUUUCCUACCAAGAUUUAUAAGCUGAGCAUAUUUUUAAGAGACAGACUGCUGACCACUUCAGCUGAAUUAAACGGAGACACAAAAUGACAUGUUAAUGCAAACCGGUACACAUCUUCAGACAAUGUACAGUUCUGUAUACACCAUCAACAGGAUGCAGUAUGGAGGCACAAUGCACUGCAUUUAGCCUGGUUUUUAAAUAAAGGUCAUUCCAGGAACUAUGCUUUAUUCAUGCUACUUUCAUGAAUUUGUCAUAUCUUGUCUGCAAAAAUGAAUUAUAACAAGAAUAGAGUUUAAAAUCAACACAACAAGGCUUAGUGCAGCAGUAUUGGCCCAGUAUCCACAGGGAAGUAUGCAAGGUGCAAGAUAGAACAAUGGGCCUUAAAACAUCAGGUGGUCAGAAGUAAUAUUGUGACGGUACUUUUCAUUGCACAUAUUCCAAGUCUUUCUGUGCAAACGUACGAGUAUAUGGCUUGAUUAAGAGAGGCUUUUAUUUGUGUAACUGACUUCGGGAAAGUGAGAUGUUGUGUCAGAAAGACAAACAGCUAAUGAAAAGGGAACUCAGUCAUGUUUGAAGUUUGAGCUCAAUAGCAUGUGCUGGGUGUUGGACUGUGUGGGCGACCAUGUUAUGCUGCUUCACUGUGGUGAAAAAC